Lichtheimia ornata is the source of this 1332-nucleotide messenger RNA. RefSeq lists its product as uncharacterized. The transcript is spliced from 3 exons. The coding region runs from base 1 to 1332 and encodes 443 amino acids. The record is from RefSeq and is a predicted model, not a curated record. Lineage: Eukaryota; Fungi; Mucoromycota; Mucoromycetes; Mucorales; Lichtheimiaceae.
AUGAUAUCCGGCUCUGAUGAGUACAAUGAUCCUUACAAGAUCGAUAUAACUUUAGACGAUGACGACGAUGAUGACGAGGACAACCACCGUAAAUUGUUUUUCGAAGAAGGGCUUGGUGCACUCUUAAGCGACCCACACUUUUUAUUGCUCCAUGUGCCUGACAAUGAAACCAAGAAGAUGCAAAUCAUACGACCUGCCAAUGACUCAUACCAUCGCAAACGUAUGAUCAAAAGGAUAAACGAAGCGAAACCCAUUCCAUCUUUCUAUUACGCGUUGUCGCAUCUUUGGGGGAUCACAAAAGACUACAAACACUUGUGGUACGACGUUGGCGAUCACGUGGAUGAUGAAAAUGGGGAGCCAGUGGAACCGGUUUCUAUGCGACCAGAAAAACGUGAUACGUUGUUACUAUUGCUAAAAAACCAUCCUGACAGCUAUUGGUGGAUUGAUGUCUUAUGCGCACGCACUGAUACGCCCUUGGAUAUCAUGGGAGACAUUUACGCUUGUUGCCUUGCAUGCUAUGCUAUGAUCGAUUGUCAUGCGAAGGUCAUAUCACAACUCUGCAUUGAACGGGAUGAUGAGCCAAAGAACCUCGACGAUGCUGCUUGGAAGUUUGCCAAUACCGGUGAUGUGGACUUUGUGAUACCUUAUAAACAAUAUUAUGAGCAAGACGCGCCACGUAUUAUUGAUUUAUUACGCAUCUUGAUGGAAAGCAAAUGGUGGCAGCGUGUUUGGACUUGGCAGGAAAUGGCUCUACCUAUCGGCGACGUGCAUCUUCUCUCAGAAGAAACAACCACGCAUAGAUGUCAAAACAUAACAAUAAUCCUGGAGGAUACAAGGCAGCUUGCAGGAGUGAUAUUUACGUUAUACUAUGCCUUUGAAACAGCAAACGAUUUUGAGCCCAGGUGGUUAGAGCCUGUAUACAAUUGGGUUAACGAGAUGGCCUCAACUCGGAAAUAUAACAAAGAUCGCAUCAAAAGGAGAAAGAGCGCCCUAAGGUUUUCCUAUCUAAUUGAGUCAUUGAGUUCUUCAACAAGGCGGUGCAUGGAUCCGGUUGAUUAUGUCUAUGGUGUGUUGGGUUUAUUUCGCUUUAAAAUCCCAAGGAUGACCGAUCCAGAUGCAGUUUGGCAGCAUUUCCUGACCGAGCUUGAAAUAUAUGUGGAAGACAUCAAGAACGAGUGUUUUACCCAAACCCGCUUUGUGAACAUGAUUCAUCGCCAUUGUAAAAGCGAAAUCACUGGGAUUAACAAGAACGCGCAGCUUGUCAACUUGCUGACUGCUCAAAAUAUGGCUGAUGUAUACGGCGAUUUGAUAACGAUCGUGGAUAUGGAUUAA